CCGGUGUUCGCUUGCGACGAACUUGCUUUUAUUCUCUCGCUUCUUCGAAGGGUUCCACAUCAUCUCCUCUACUCUCUUCUCUCUCUCUGCGAGUAUUGUCCUCCGAUAAACGCGAUUUCUCUCUACAGAUCGAAGCGAGAACUGCUUGUUUAUGUGAUCCUAAUUGGAGAUUGGCCGUGGGAGAUUGACAACCCAACUUGCUACAAAUUUAGAGAGCCAAUUUCCAUUGAAAGAAAACCUGAUUUAGAUCUUUUUCUUCCUAGAACUCUUCUGGAGUGCCAUGAUUUGUCAAAUUUUCAGGCAACGAACAAAAACUUUCUACCUAAUGUCAUCAAACAACUUUCUAAGGAACUAAAGAAUCUCAAUGAUUCUCCACCUGAAGGCAUUACUGUGGUUGUGAAUGAUGAUGAUUUCUCUUCCAUAUUUGCUGAUAUAAAGGGACCUGCUGGCACUCCUUAUGAGAAUGGGAUAUUCCGCAUGAAGCUUCUAUUAUCUAAUGACUUCCCUCAAUCCCCUCCCAAAGGCUACUUUGUAACAAAGAUCUUCCAUCCAAACAUUGCCACAAAUGGUGAGAUUUGCGUCAAUACUCUGAAGAAGGAUUGGAAUCCAAGCCUUGGAUUGCGUCAUGUCUUCACUGUAAUCAGAUGCUUGUUAAUAGAACCAUUCCCUGAAUCUGCACUGAAUGAACAGGCUGGUAAGAUGCUCCUUGAGGACUAUGAUGAGUAUGCCAGGCAUGCCAGAUUAUACACUGGCAUUCACGCCCUUAAGGCCAAACCAAAACCAAAGACAGGAGCGAUAUGCGAGUCCACAAGUGCUCUCAAUGUUGAUCAAACAAACACAGUUCAUGUUGAUAAAGUGCCAUUUCCAUCAUCCACACCUCUUACUCAUGCACCCAUACCCUCCAAAAUAUUAGGAAUGGCUUCGCAGGACCAAAAUGUGAUUCCUGCGCCAUCAGCAAAGGUUGUUGAAGCUCCAGUAGCAGCUCAGAAGAAGGAAGCAGUAGCAGCAGCAACAAUGGCAAAAGCUGAUAAGAAGAAGAUCGAUGCCCGGAAGAAGAGUCUUAAGAGACUGUAGAGUGGGGCGAGGGCAAGAUCUAGGCGCUUAGACCAAAGAAAGGGAUCUUUAGAAUGAUUAUGUUAGUUGUUGUAGCCUCUUAGUUUCUUUUCCGCCAUGGAUGAAAUGUGAUGCUAUUUUCUUAUUAUUUCUUCUCUGGAUGUUCCUUCUACAUAAGAUCAUUGCAUGCGGUCUGAGGAGGAAUUGGAAAACUUUUUAAAAUUUCUGCAAAUUUUCUUUUUAUUAAAUUGUCUGGUUAAGGUUA
This is a messenger RNA of Dendrobium catenatum, 1318 nucleotides long. RefSeq names its product ubiquitin-conjugating enzyme E2 22. The record is from RefSeq and is a predicted model, not a curated record. Lineage: Eukaryota; Viridiplantae; Streptophyta; Magnoliopsida; Asparagales; Orchidaceae. Bases 478 to 1074 code for a protein of 198 amino acids. The transcript is spliced from 7 exons.